Messenger RNA from Solea senegalensis (Senegalese sole), 3904 nucleotides. RefSeq names its product karyopherin alpha 6 (importin alpha 7) (gene kpna6). The transcript has 14 exons. Gene Ontology annotation, molecular function: protein binding; nuclear import signal receptor activity. Gene Ontology annotation, biological process: NLS-bearing protein import into nucleus. Gene Ontology annotation, cellular component: nucleus; cytoplasm; nucleoplasm. NCBI's taxonomy places the organism in Eukaryota, Metazoa, Chordata, Actinopteri, Pleuronectiformes, Soleidae. Bases 106 to 1722 code for a protein of 538 amino acids. The record is from RefSeq and is a predicted model, not a curated record.
GACAUAUUGCUUACAGGAGCAAAUUCUGGAAAGCUAGAAGAGGGAGCGACCUGAAAUUGACUCAUAUUUUUCACGACUUUACGCACUCUAACCACAUAGGACACAAUGGAGCCGUCAGCUAGUCCAGCCAAGGAUAACUACAGGAUGAACCGCUACAAGAACAAAGCACUGAACCCAGAAGAGAUGAGGCGCCGCAGAGAGGAGGAAGGCAUCCAACUCAGAAAACAGAAACGAGAACAACAGCUCUUCAAGAGGAGGAAUGUGGACAUUCUCAAUGAAGAGGAAGCCAUGUUUGAGAGUCCACUGGUGGACUCGUACCUCAGCUCUCCAGUUACAGAAGGAGUAAUUACCAGAGACAUGGUGGAGAUGCUUUUCUCAGAGGACCCGGAGCUCCAGCUUGCCACGACACAAAAGUUCAGAAAACUACUUUCCAAAGAGCCCAACCCACCAAUUGAUGAAGUUAUAAACACACCUGGAGUUGUGGAGAGAUUUGUGGAAUUCCUAAAGAAGAGUGUCAACUGCACACUACAGUUUGAAGCUGCCUGGGCACUGACCAACAUAGCAUCAGGUACAUCCAUACAGACAAAGACGGUGAUCGAGGCAGGAGCAGUGCCAAUCUUUAUAGAGCUACUGAAUUCUGACUUUGAGGACGUCCAAGAACAGGCUGUGUGGGCCUUAGGUAAUAUUGCAGGGGAUAGUGCAGCUUGCAGGGACUAUGUGCUGAGCUGCAACAUCCUUCCGCCGUUGUUAAUGCUUCUGACCAAAUCUACACGAUUGACAAUGACAAGGAAUGCAGUCUGGGCUUUGUCUAAUCUCUGCAGAGGAAAAAACCCUCCACCUGCAUUUGAAAAGGUGUCACCCUGUCUGCCAGUACUGUCCAGGCUUUUAUUUAGCAGUGACCCAGACUUGCUGGCAGAUGCCUGCUGGGCCCUGUCCUACCUCUCAGAUGGCCCCAAUGACAAGAUCCAGGCUGUCAUUGACUCUGGUGUCUGCAGGCGCCUUGUAGAACUACUCAUGCACACUGACUAUAAGGUGGCGUCUCCUGCUUUGAGAGCUGUAGGAAACAUUGUCACUGGAGAUGAUAUCCAAACACAGGUGGUGUUAAACUGCUCUGCUCUGCCCUGUCUGCUGCAUCUUCUCAGCAGCGCUAAAGAGUCUAUCCGCAAAGAGGCGUGCUGGACCAUCUCCAACAUAACAGCAGGAAACAGAGCACAGAUCCAGACUGUUAUUGAUGCCAACAUCUUCCCGGUGUUGAUCGACAUCCUACAGAAAGCAGAGUUCAGGACCAGGAAAGAGGCAGCAUGGGCCAUCACCAACGCCACAUCCGGAGGAACACCUGAGCAGAUCAGAUAUCUGGUGAACCUGGGCUGCAUUAAGCCUCUGUGUGAUCUGCUGACGGUGAUGGACUCCAAGAUUGUUCAGGUUGCUCUCAACGGGCUGGAGAACAUUCUGAGGCUGGGGGAGCAGGAGGCCAAGCAGGAGAACAACGGCACUGGAGUCAACCCUUACUGCAGCCUCAUUGAAGAAGCCUAUGGUCUGGACAAGAUUGAAUUCCUGCAGAGCCACGACAACCAGGAGAUCUACCAGAAGGCCUUUGACCUGAUUGAGCACUACUUUGGCGCGGAGGAUGAGGACAGCAGUCUAGCUCCUCAGGCAGACCCGGCCAACCAGCAGUUCCUUUUCCCCCAGCAGGAGGCCCCCAUGGAGGGCUUUCAGCUAUAAAUCAGCACCCCCCUCCUGAAUAACCCACUUACCCCUCCGUACCACUCUUUCUCAUGGAGGAUCCAUCGAUUGAGUCAUACCUCGACGCCCCUUCACCUCCCCCCCAAUUUGCUACCACUACCUACUGUCCCCACAAAUGUAACACACCAACCCCACACCUCUUGGAGGAAAAACUAAAACUGUCUCGCUCUCCAGCCUAAAAAUGUCAAGCAGUGGACUAAUGUCUUGCAGGGUAGACUCGUGUUUCCUGACCAUCGGCGGAGCAUGUCAUCACACAAACUCCCGUGAACACCUCAUCGCCCCAGAGUGUGAGUCUGCCCUGGCUUAAAAAAAUGCACACACAUAGACAUCUUCCUGCCAUUUGAUCCUAGAUUCUCUCAUUGGCAGUAAAACAAUGGCUUGUGGGUUCAUAUCUUUUUAUACAAUUAUUAUUAUUUUUAUUUUUUUCCAAUGGGACGUUCCUAUUUUCAGGACUACCCGUGCAUCCCUGCAGAGAAGAGGUGCAUGAGGUGAAAUAUGCCCAGCUAUUGAUGUCAUUCUGACAAAAGUACUUUUUUCAGUUCAUGAUUAGUUAUUUUUCCCCCUUAUCCCUUAUUUAUCUGCUCCUCUUUAUUGUUAGUGCUUAGUGUUUAUCUUUUAUUUUUCCUUUUUGUUGUCUUUAAUGGAAAGCACAUAGUUUGCUACCAACAGGCUGUCUAAUGAUUAGGCUUAGGGCUAGUCUCUGCAUAUCUGCUGAUGGGAAAAAUAGUCCCGUCUGUAUGAUGGGGUGGGGGUGGGGGGUGGGAAAUUGGGUGUGAGGUUUCUGGGGUUGUUUAUCCAAAAUUAAGGGCUGUCUGAUGCCCCAAGCUACAAAGUGUGGAUAUUUUUUUGCCCUCACCAAAUUAUUUUCUUUCUUCCCCAUAGAGUGAGGGGGUGGGGGUUAAAUAGUUUUGAUUGGGUGGGGGUGUUGAGGUGGCAAGAAGUGUAAAGAAGUAGAGAGAAAAACCUUGGGAAGUGCUCCAAAGGGGGAAACUUAAAAUGGGAUAUUAUUUCCAGGUUUUCAAGGGUGGUAUAGUUAGAGAUCCAAUGUUCGUAGUGUGACGUGUUAUUAAUUAACAAUACAUUUGAAUUAUGAAGUGAUCUAACUAUCAAACAUGGCACAGCUGGGGUGGAAGAGGGGGGUGAGGAGCCGCUGGCAGCAGUAACAGCAGCAAACCAAACUUGCAUUAAAAAUGAUUUUUGAGGGAUUGGAGAUAAUUAAAUUGACAAUAUGUUUUAAGAUUUCUUUAUCUCUCGCGUUGCUGCUCUGUGGCGCUUUGCUUCCCCCCCUCAUACCUCCCCAGUUGUAUGUGGUAGGGUUUUUGCAUGGUGUUCUAUUACCCUGCCAACAGUCACUUGAGUAUCCCUGGCCAAACAUAUUCAGCUGGCACAGAGACAUGGAAGUAUGAAGUGUGAACAAAUAUUGAUGUGCACUGUUCAGAACUCCAUGUUAACAAAAAAGUAAAAAAAAAACAACAAAAAAAAGCAGGUACUGGGCCAUAGCUAAUUGGUUUGUUGGUGUUAACAGUGAUAGUGUAGUAAAGUAAAGUUGAUAUAAUAACCUUUUUGGCAUUAUAUAUAUCACUAUAUUUUCAAGGAGUGAGAAUGACAACUGAUGUGUUGAUGAUUUAAUGCAUGGGGCCCUUUGUGAUAUGAAGUGCUGAUGUAAAUAGCCUGGGUAGGAGAGGCUGUGCUGCUUCUUGGAUGUUUGGCCAGGGAUACACUGUAAUCUCGAACGAGUGACGAGCCUAACUACAAAAAAAAGAAAGAAAGAAAAAAAAAAAUUCAAGUAUGAACAUAUAUUUGAAUUUUGAUGUAUUUGUAUUUAUAUAUAUACAUAUAUAUAUCUACAUCUAUAUUUGCACACACGUCAUGUACACUUGCAUACAACACCAGCAGACACUGUGCACACAUACACACACACACCUCGCACAGAUGGGUGGCUAGUAGCAACUACAAGAGCGUCCCCUUUUUUUUGUUUCAAAUUUCAAAGCAUUUUUUGCUAACGAGCACACAGUGUCCCCUUUGUGGGUUUCUUUUGGUCAUUUUUUCAGCUCUAAUUUCUGUAGUUUUCAGUUUUUAAUUGAGUUGGUAAAAAAAAAGAGGUACACACCAGGAAACUUUUUAGUUGCUUCUAGCCACAUGACUAAAGAUGGCUUUUUUU